This is a messenger RNA of Cynoglossus semilaevis (tongue sole), 2580 nucleotides long. It is a transcript of the gene rpn1, whose product is annotated as ribophorin I. NCBI's taxonomy places the organism in Eukaryota, Metazoa, Chordata, Actinopteri, Pleuronectiformes, Cynoglossidae. The transcript has 10 exons. The coding region runs from base 99 to 1904 and encodes 601 amino acids. The record is from RefSeq and is a predicted model, not a curated record. Gene Ontology annotation, cellular component: oligosaccharyltransferase complex; membrane.
GCGUCAUCCUUCUCUAAUGUAGAGCGGCACAGUGGCCUUUCAUUGCUGCUCUGCCUCAGCUUUUCUCUUCCACACCUUUGAAAUCAAACAGUUUAAUUAUGACCGUUAAGAUGCAUAUACUUGCCGUUUGCCUGCUUUUCUUAGCUGCAGUGAGCUCCGGGGUUUCAGCGGACGGUUUGGUUAAUGAGGAUGUUAAGAGAACAGUCGAUCUGAGCUCUCACCUGGCCAAAAUCACCGCGGAUAUUGUGUUGGCCAACAAGGGGCAUUCCGGUGUCCAGAGCUUCAUACUUGCUGUCGAGGAGGACCUGGCCCCGCACCUAGCUUACAUCGGAGCAUCGGUUAAGGGUGAUGAAGAGGAAGAUGAUGGCAUGCUUGAACUGCAACAGACAACAAUUAAAGGCCAAAGCGGGGACUUUUACAAAGUACAGCUGCAUUCCACACUGGCAGCUGGUGCUCAGCUGAAAGUCAAGGUGGAGAUGACGUUCAGCCACGUCCUGAAGCCUUUCCCAUCUCAAAUCACCCAGGCUGAGCGUCAGCUGGUGGUGUUUCAGGGAAACCACUACCUGUUCUCUCCGUACCCCACCCGCAGCCAGACCACGCGUGUCCGUCUGGCUUCUAAAACUGUGGAGAGCUAUACCAAGCUGGGCGGCCCCAGCAAGAACGAUGAAGUCAUUGAGUACGGACCGUUCCGUGAUGUGGCUCCAUUCAACGAGGACACAAUGAAAAUCCAUUAUGAGAACAACACACCGUUCCUCACCAUCAGCAGCAUCACCCGCAUCAUUGAGGUGUCUCACUGGGGCAACAUUGCUGUGGAAGAGACUAUUGAUCUGAGGCACACAGGAGCCAUCCUGAAGGGACCGUUCUCACGCUAUGAUUACCAGCGUCAGUCAGACAGUGGCAUCUCCUCUGUCAAAUCCUUUAAGACCAUCCUCCCAGCCUCAGCCCAGGAUGUCUAUUACAGAGAUGAGAUUGGGAAUAUCUCAACCUCACACCUGCAGGUUCUGGAAGACUCCGUGGAGGUGGAAGUCAGGCCUCGCUUUCCCUUGUUUGGAGGCUGGAAAACUCACUACAUCAUUGGCUACAACCUGCCAAGCUAUGAGUACCUUUACACCCUUGGUGACCAAUACGCUCUUAAAAUGCGGCUGGUUGACCAUGUUUAUGAUGACCAGGUAAUCGACUCCAUGACUGUGAAAAUCAUUCUACCAGAAGGAGCCAGAAACAUCAACAUGGAGACGCCAUACAAAAUCGAUCGCAUGCCAAACCAGCUGCACUACACGUAUUUGGAUACGUUUGGCCGGCCUGUACUGGUUGCCACCAAGAACAACCUGGUGGAGCAGCACAUUCAGGAUGUUGUGGUUCAUUACAACUUCAAUAAGAUCCUGAUGCUGCAGGAGCCACUGUUGGUCGUCGGGGCCUUUUACAUUCUUUUCUUUACUGUUAUCAUCUACGUUCGUCUGGACUUUGCCAUUACAAAGGACCCUGCUGCUGAGGUUCGUAUGAAGGUGGCAUCUAUCACUGAGCAGGUCUUGACGCUGGUCAACAAACGUCUGGGUCUGUACCGACACAUGGACGAGGUGGUGAACCGCUACAAGCAGUCCAGAGACACGGGAGCGCUCAAUAGUGGCCGGAAGACACUAGAGGCCGAUCACCGCACUCUGAGCAAUGAGAUUAGCUCCCUGCAGGCUCGCCUCAAAGCUGAGGGCUCUGACUUGGCUGAGAAGGUUGGGGAGGUGCAGAAGCUGGAUGGCCAGGUGAAGGAACUGGUGUGUCGCUCCUGUCAGGAGGCAGAGCGACUGGUGGCCGGAAAGGUCAAAAAGGAAGCGUACAUCGAGAACGAGAAGAACCUGACCGGCAAGAGGCAGGAGCUCGUGGGCCGCAUUGACAGUCUGCUGGACGCCCUCUAAAACACAAACCUGCAAAAUCCAACUGUUAAGUGUUUAUAAAAGUAAAACAAAUGUGACAAACAUGCCUAAACAUUUUCUACCACCAUAAGACCCAGACUGGGAGUGUUUGACACCACGUUCUCUGCUAGGGAUGGGUUUAGCCACAUUCUGUGUCCCUUUGUCGCUAAAUGUCCAACAGCUUUAUCCCAAAUGUCUGCUUUGCUUCUGUUUAUUCUGUUUUGUCCCACUGUUCUGGCUGACGGAUCAUGUUUUGUUCAAAUCUGGACGUUUUUGUACUUGAGGUGUUAAGGGAGUUUUUUUUUUUUUAAUGAGUCACUGACGCCCCGACGUGUUAUCUUUCUCAUGUCUUUACUCAUUUAGGCCAUAUUCUAAGAGGAGUGUCUUUCACAAUCCUGACCCUUGCACUUAUCUCUUUGUUUAUUUACUCUGCCCAGUCUGAAGUUUGUUUAGGAAAACUAAAGCUCUGAUUUGUGUGUCAUCCUAAAUGCACAUAUUUUUUCAUGUUUCACCAACAAUGUUUUUAGUUUUUGUGUGUUUUUCUUUUUCCCAUGAGAUUAGUGAAUACAUGAGAUUAGGCUGAAGGUGAGAAAAGACAUGAGAAAUGGUAAACAGAUGAUAAAGAUUGGCAGUGAUGUGGAAAGCUGUUAGUAUUUGAAAUAAAAAUUUGAGAAACUCA